UCAGGGCCUCUGGUUAUCCUCCCUCAGGUUCAUCUUCUCUCGGACUCUCUCCUCCCUUGCUCUUCCUUCCCCGGCGGCGACGACUUGGCGAGCGGCGGCGCCAUUUGUCCUAUCUUCGCCCAGCCCUUUGCCGGCGAUGAGCGCAUCCUCCAGAAUUAUCGGGUGUCCAUGUUCUAUGCUGGGUCCGCCCCUGCCUGUGUGCAGGAGUCAAAUACAUUACAAGACAAACAUUUUGGGGAAGAACAUGGCUAAGCCUACAUUCCGGUUGCUUAACCGAACUGUGAAUGCUGCGUCAAGGACUUCUCAAAAUCCUGUGGAAGGUUCAAGCGAUGAAGAUAGUGACAGUGAAACUUCAACUAAAAAGAAAAGAGCUCCAAGACGCGGGAGAAAGAAAGCCACCACAGAAACAUUGGAAGGUGAAAGAAAAGAAAGCCAAAUAAGCUCUGGACAAGAAUCCCCUGAAGAGACUAAGAAAGUUAAGAGGCGAGGCCGUAAGAAAGCUGCUACUACUGCAAGCUCAGAGGAGGGGAUGGACAAGGCAAAGGAGCCAAAGAAGAGGGGAAGAAGAAAAGAUAAGACUACAGUGGAAUCUAGUGACAAUGAAGGAGAUGACCAGGGCAAAGAUCUGAUGCCCUCUAAUGAAAGAGAAUAUCAGACUGUGAUAAAGAAUUUGGCCGAUGACCUGGAAACUAAAAUAGAGUUAACAUUGCAGGAAGAUAUUGGAACGGUUGAUAGUUUAAUGCCACUAGUGUGCUGCUUUGGACCUGCUAAGUACUCAUUUAUUCCUUCUGGAAGACCUGCUAAUAGGCUGAUAGAUCAUGAGAUUCAUGAUAGAAUGAAGGACAUGUUUUGGUCUACAGAUAAAUUUAUGAGGGCACCAGGAGGGCCUUCAUCCAAUGUUGCUCUAGCUUUAGCAGCGAUUGGUGGCAGGGUUGCAUUCAUGGGAAAAUUAGGUGAUGACGAGUAUGGUCAAAGUUUGCUGUACUACUUAAACAUCAAUGGAGUUCAAACACGAGCAGUCUGUAUGGACCCUUCAGCGCCAACUGCCGUGUCCUUGAUGAAGGUCACAAGCAAAGGCAGUCUGAAGACAAACUGUGUUAAACCUUGCGCUGAAGAUUGUUUUCUGCAGUCUGAUAUCAACCCAGCGGUUCUAAAGGAGGCUAAGAUGUUUUAUUAUAACUCGACAGCUUUGCUUGAGCCCACUACACAGUCAUCAUUGUUAAAAGCCAUUGAUGUUUCAAAGAAAUUUGGUGGUAUAAUAUUCUUUGAUCUUAAUCUUCCACUUCCACUAUGGUCAUCCAGUAAAGAAACCAUGUCACUCAUCAAGGAGGCAUGGGAAGCUGCCGAUAUCAUUGAAGUCACGAAACAAGAACUCGAGUUUCUCUGCGAUAUUAAGCCAUCUGAGAAAUUUGACACAAAUGAUAAUGAUAAGUCCAAAUUUACGCACUACAGUCCAGAAGUUAUUAUGAAAUUGUGGCAUGAUAAUCUCAAGGUCCUCUUUGUGACAAACGGUACCUCCAAGAUUCACUAUUACACAGAAAAGCACAAUGGCUGGGUUUGUGGGACAGAAGAUGCACCGAUCACUCCUUUCACCAGUGAAAUGUCUCAAUCGGGUGAUGCCAUUGUUGCAGCCCUCAUGAGGAUGCUCGCAAUUAACCCUCACCUGAUGACAGACAAGGUUUACUUGCACAAGGCAGUGAAACAUGCUAUUAAAUGUGGUGUCAUCGAUCAGUGGGUGCUUGCACGAGAGCGGGGCUUCCUCCCCAAAGAGAGAGCAGACGACCCAACCAGUGAGCAAUAUGAAGUGAGGUCCAUCACAGAGAGGGAAUAUCGCACACUUCCUGAUGCCUUGCAAUCAGAACACUCGUCAACCAGUGAACUUGCAUAUGUGGAGUAAAAGGAGAGGCCAUCAGGGUCUAUAUACUGGAUUCCUAUAUUUUUUACGGGAAUUGGCCUGGCUGUGGUUAGCUAAAGUUGGGAUUCAGAAGUAUUAGCAUAUAUAAACCGCAUUGAAUGUUCAUGGACAGACGUAUAAGUUCCUUUCUGAUUCAGUUUAGACAUUUCAACUGCCAAUGAGUGCCUUCUUAACAUAUUUUGCCAUCUUCUAA
This is a messenger RNA of Panicum virgatum (switchgrass), 2108 nucleotides long. RefSeq names its product fructokinase-like 2, chloroplastic. Gene Ontology annotation, cellular component: chloroplast nucleoid. The transcript has 5 exons. Lineage: Eukaryota; Viridiplantae; Streptophyta; Magnoliopsida; Poales; Poaceae. Gene Ontology annotation, biological process: chloroplast organization; plastid transcription; etioplast organization. The record is from RefSeq and is a predicted model, not a curated record. The coding region runs from base 137 to 1897 and encodes 586 amino acids.